Molecule: messenger RNA, 2687 nt
Organism: Schistosoma rodhaini
Lineage: Eukaryota; Metazoa; Platyhelminthes; Trematoda; Strigeidida; Schistosomatidae
Source: the annotation of a GenBank genome assembly
GGUUUGAGAGUCAUCGGAAUUAUUCUGUUGUUCCUUAUUACACACCGUGUUCAGUGAUUUCAGAGUUUUCAUCAGGUUUAUACAGUAAGCUCUUUUCGUAAUACAUGUUAAAGGGAGUCAUUUACAUUGGCAAACUGAGUCACAAUUCCACUGGUCCCAGUUAGGCAUCCUAUCAAACCUGUAUUAAAUCACAUAUACACCUUGUAACCAAUCCAGAUAAUGCUGGAAGAUUCCUAUCAAUACUUCCUAUUAUCUGAAGAUUUUUGAUGCAACAUUUUGUUGUUCGACCCGAGAAAAUAACAUGAGCCCACAUAUGAACAUGGAUUGCCCUGCCGUGAAUUUCCAUGGCAUUGAACUACAAUCUCACGAGAAAGGGGAUAGCAAACAGAAUUCUUUUUGUGCCCUUCGAACCCUUACUAAUCUAGAGGAACAUGAGAUACUCACUUCUUCUGGUUUAUACCAACGGGUUUACGUUCAACCUAAUAAGAAUAAAACUGCAAUUAUCACUUAUCAUGAUAUUGGAACUAAUCAUACAUCGUUUCUUAGUUUAUUCAAUAAUCCUGAAAUGCGUGUAAUUACCGAAAACUUCACGGUUUAUCAUAUAUGUGCUCCUGGACAUCAUGAAAAUGCAACAAAUAUUAGUUUUGGUGAACCUGGUCAAGAUCAAGUAUUAUUAUCAUCACAACCGGAUAUACAAAAACAACGUCAAUCAAUUUCAUCAGUUACUGGUAGUAGAGGAAGUAUUUUUGAAGCGGUUCGUAGAAGAUCUUCACUAAUAUUGAAUCGGUCUCGUUAUCCGAGUAUGGAUCAGUUGGCUGAUAUGAUCACAUCGAUCCUUGUUCAUUUUGGAAUAAAUUAUUUUUUGGGUUUUGGUAUGGGAGCUGGGUCAAAUAUUCUUGCUCGUUAUGCACUUCGUUAUCCAGAUCAAGUAUUGGGAUUAUUCCUUAUUAAUCCAAAUGCAUCAACUCAUGGUUAUUAUCAAUGGUUCCGUAAUGUUUGGUCUGAUUUACCUGCACUUGAACGUGGUGUACUCACUGAUAAUUUAAUGAGUCAAUUAGAAGCUCAUUGGUUUGGAUUUGGUUUAGUCGAAAAUGCUGAUGUAGCUAAUUUUUAUGAAUCAUUAACACGAAGUUUAAAUCCAGCUAAUUUAGCUGGUUAUAUACGUUCUUAUGUGGAUCGAACACCAUUACCGUUAGUUCGACCAAUACCUGGUCCUCCAAUGCCUGAUACUCAUACAAAUCCAAAUGAAGAACCAUCAGUUAUACUUACUGAAGUAUGCUUAGUAACUGGUGAUCGCGCUGUGGAAUUGUCACGUGCUUUAGCCGAUAUGAAUGGACGUAUGGAUCCAAAACGUACACAAUUUCUUAUGAUGCCUGAUUGUACUGGUAUGGUGAUGGAAGAGAAUCCUAGCAAAUUAAUAAUGAAUUUUUUACACUUCUUGCGUAGUAUUGGACAUGUUAUCAACCUUACACCAGAGAAAAUGCGUCAACAAGCAACAGAUUUACAACAAUCUAUGCUUGAAGAAUUACCUGAAACAUGUUUACCAGCUAAAUUGGUUAUGGAACCUGAAGUUUAAAAGAAAAUGAACAACGACGACAACAGAGAGAGAGAGAGAGCAGUAUACUGAUUGACAAUGUGAUCAUAAUAUUCACUGGGGUGUUUUUUUUUCUAUUUACCUGUCAUUGCACAUUAUAUUUGUCUCGUAAACCAUUAAUUUUUUUUGAGGGGGGGGGGAGAAUCCACUAAAGGAUAACUUUCUAAUCCAAUAAUAAUAAAGAUUACAUUUAUGCCGUAAAAGCGCAUUUUACUAACUUAACAAACUAAUUGGUUGGCUGGUUUCUAACCUUGAUUUUGAUUAAAAUUAUAUAUAUAUAUAAUCUAUCACUCUUACAGUUUCUUUCAUUUUACUAACUUGUAUCAUUGAUAUCGACAUACGUACAUGUUACUACUACUACUACUACCCAGUUUUCACAGUAGUAUUGGUUCCAUUUUAUGAAUGAACAGUUAAAUAUUGGUUUAAAUAAGUACUCAUUGACUCUUAUAAUCAUCAUCAUCAUCAUUACAUGGUGAUUGUUUCGUUAGAAAAUUUCUUGUUGGUUGUUGACUUUUCUGUGUUCGUUUUCCCCAUUUCAUAUGACCAUAUUUUUGAACUUAUACCUAAUUCUUUACUGUCAAAAGCAUUUUGCUUAUGUUUCAUCAUUCAAUCAUUCUUUGUUCAUUAGUUAAACAACUGUUGACAUAUAUGUCAAGCCUCUCUCAUAGUUAUUGUCAUUCUCUCAUACUGCACAUCAUAUUCGAUAAGGUUCUAAAGAUUUUCUCUGGCUAUAAUUUUUCACCAAUCUCCUCUCCCCUUUCAUUCCUGGUUAAGGUUAUUCAAUUUAUUAUUCACUUACAUGCAUAUAAUAGCUACUUAAUCAAGUAGUAGUAGUAUUCUCAACAUUUGUUUGUAUGUUAGUACAUACUGUGAUGAUAUUAUUCAUGCUUUGUGUUCUUUUUCUCAUAAUUUCUGUUGUUUUGAAGUUAGUAUUUUCUUUUUUAAAAGACAUUGUAUUCAGUAAUUAGUAUUAGUAUAAUAGUAGUAUGUUUGGUGUUUCGUUUUUUUCGAAAAAAAAAACAUUAUUCAUUUUACUUUUUAUUUUCUCAAGUGAUAAUUUUAAUAUAAUUAAUAAUUUCAUAAAUUGAUGAAC